This is a messenger RNA of Galendromus occidentalis (western predatory mite), 961 nucleotides long. RefSeq names its product clathrin light chain (gene Clc). Gene Ontology annotation, biological process: clathrin-dependent endocytosis; intracellular protein transport. The transcript has 6 exons. Gene Ontology annotation, molecular function: structural molecule activity; clathrin heavy chain binding. The record is from RefSeq and is a predicted model, not a curated record. NCBI's taxonomy places the organism in Eukaryota, Metazoa, Arthropoda, Arachnida, Mesostigmata, Phytoseiidae. Bases 120 to 695 code for a protein of 191 amino acids. Gene Ontology annotation, cellular component: clathrin coat of trans-Golgi network vesicle; postsynaptic endocytic zone cytoplasmic component; synaptic vesicle membrane.
GGCAAUUCAUUUGAGUGCUGCUGGUAGCUGCAGUGCUGCUGCCCCUUUGACAAGUACACGGCGUGUGAAGUUCUGAUACGCCUCAAUCAGUUUCCGCACCGAUAGCACAAUUCGCAAUCAUGUCAGAGUUCGGGAACAAUCUGGAGGAAGAUCCUGCGGCUGAAUUCCUCGCCAGAGAGCAGGCGGAUCUUGCGGGAAUCGUGGACGAGGACGUGACAGCAGCCAUCAAUACUGAGCAGCUGCAGCAAACAAAUGGUCACGAAAACGAUGAAAUAAUGAACCAUGGUCUGCCGGAAACCAAUGGGAUCUCGGCUCAUCCGGCUGUUCCUCGCGAGGAGCCGGAGAAAAUACGCAAGUGGAGAGGCGAACAAAAGAAGCUGAUUGAACAGAAAGAUGCCCAAGAGGAGGUCAGAAAGAAAGAAUUGCGAGAAGAGGCGCAGAAAGAGCUCGAGGAGUGGUACGUCAGAUACAGGGAACAAAUCGAGAAGGCCAAGCAAACCAACAGGGAAUUAUCCAAAAACGCUGAGAAGGAGUACGUUGCGGAAAAAUCAUCGAAGGGAGAAGAAUGGGAAGGUAUUGCGAAAAUGUGCGAUUUCAAUCCAAAAUCAGCCCGGCAUACGAAGGACGUAUCGCGGAUGAAAUCGAUGAUCCUGCAGUUGAAACAGGCCCCACCCAACACCACGUCGAAGGCGUAGAAACCUCGGAUCGGGAAACUUUUUUCAAUCUUAGAGUUCCUUGUGUUCGAAGUAACUCGCAAUCAUAACCAGACUGAAUUCGUCAAGUGAAUAUGAUAAGAGCCAAAGUUUACUAGACUAAUACGUCUCCUACGUAUUACCCAAUAUUCUAAAAUUUUCCCGCCUCACGGAGUGCUCUUAAAUUUGUGCAACAGUCUCUAGCGUAAAUCGAAUUACUGAAGAAAAUAAAUGACUUCGACAGCGUUUUUCACGACGUAAUAUAACAA